AUGGCGUGGUGGCGGGGAAGAUUUUGGAUUCUAUUAUCUCCGCGGGAACAUAGUUCUGAUCCCGAGAUGUUAGAAGGUGUUAAAUCAAUAGGUGCCGGAGCUGCUGCCGGUAUUGGAAACGUCCUUAGUUCUUUGAUUCAUUCCAUGGCACGAAAUCCAUCAUUGGCUAAACAAUCAUUUGGUUAUGCCAUUUUGGGCUUUGCUCUCACCGAAGCUAUUGCAUUGUUUGCCCCAAUGAUGGCCUUUCUGAUCUCAUUCGUUUUCCAAUCGCAUAAAAAGUCGUAA
This is a messenger RNA of Aegilops tauschii subsp. strangulata, 285 nucleotides long. Lineage: Eukaryota; Viridiplantae; Streptophyta; Magnoliopsida; Poales; Poaceae. The record is from RefSeq and is a predicted model, not a curated record.